Messenger RNA from Aedes albopictus (Asian tiger mosquito), 5391 nucleotides. RefSeq lists its product as uncharacterized. Gene Ontology annotation, biological process: DNA integration. NCBI's taxonomy places the organism in Eukaryota, Metazoa, Arthropoda, Insecta, Diptera, Culicidae. Gene Ontology annotation, molecular function: nucleic acid binding. The transcript has a single exon. The record is from RefSeq and is a predicted model, not a curated record. The coding region runs from base 1 to 5391 and encodes 1796 amino acids.
AUGGCACCAAGUUUGCGCUCUCUGUCUCGCCAAGAACGGUUUUGCAUUGACUCGAUGAACAACCUCAUUAGCCUAGUUAGUACAUACGAUGAGCAAAGGGACAAAGCCUUCCUCGAUGGAUGGAUGCAGCGGUUGGAAAAGGUGUUUGCGGAUUUCCAAUCCAUUCGCUUACAAUUGGAACUGCGUGAGGAUCAAGAAGAGUUUACGGAUGCAUCUGAAACCGUCUCGCUGAAUGAAGAUGCAAACAGGAAGGCUCGAGAUGACUUCGAGCGUAACUACAUGAAGGUGUAUGGGUUUAUCGUCUCCAAACUUCGUACCCCCGAACCCACUCCUUCUUCCUCGAAUGUCGUUGCGCACGCUGGCACACCAGCGGAUACCUCUUUUGCUCGGAUAAGGUUGCCCGAGGUAAGGCUUCCUACCUUCGAUGGCACUUUAACAAACUGGCUUACUUUUCGUGAUGCUUUCGUCAGCUUAAUAGAUUCGAAUCCCCAAUUGAAGCCCAUUGACAAAUUUUCAUACCUCGUUUCGUCGCUAUCCAAGGAAGCGAAGCGAGUGAUCGAAUCUAUCGAAAUUACUUCGGCCAACUACUCAGUAGCUUGGGGACUACUUGAGAAGAGGUUUGAUAACAAGAAACUUGUCGUGAAGACAUACAUCGAGUCUUUGCUAUCCAUAGAACCUAUGCGCAAGGAAUGCUAUGAAUCCUUGGCGCGCAUUAUCGAUGAUUUUGAGCGAAAUCUUAAGAUGAUAGAGAAGAUGGCGAUAGACACUCAAGGGUGGAGCGUUCUUCUAGCGCAUAUGCUUUGUGCGCGGUUAGACUGUGCUACACUAAAACAGUGGGAGCAGCAUCAUAAUUCGACGGAAGUGCCUGAAUACGAAGACGUCCUCAAAUUCCUGCGUGGGCACUGCUCAAUCCUGCAAUCGUUGUCGUCGUCGAAGCCUCGUAAUCCAGAUCCGCCUAAAUCAGAACCAGUCCGAUCCUCGAAAUCUAAACUGAGUCACGCAGUAACUACAAGCUCCUCUCCGAAAUCCUGUUCGUUCUGCAAGCAGUCGUCGCAUUCUCCAUUUCACUGCGAAGCUUUUCGCAAAAUGCCAACAUCCCAACGUUUUGAACUAGUUAAGAAAAAUUCGCUUUGCAUAAAUUGCUUCUCGCCUUCCCACCUCGUAAAGCAAUGUCCAUCCAGCUGCUGUCGAGUGUGCGGACAGAAGCACCACACAAUGUUGCACCAGAAUACCACACUUCGCUCGUCGGAUGGUGAUCCGAUCCCAAAGUCAACGCCAACGUUGUCUCCUGCUCCUCCUCCUCCAAAUCAGCCUCCGUCCACUCGAAGUACUACAGCUCAGCCUCAGUCCUCCUCGUCGCAGCCUCCUCCUCCGUCGUCGAACGCUCUUGCUCCGUCCACUAGUGGCCCGUCGACCAGCUACAUGCCAACGGCCCUCGUCGGAAGUGUUCGAACCGUUCCUUUGACUGUUUUGCUGCAAACUGCGGUGGUGAAGAUCGCUGAUGCCAACGGAUACGCCAUUUGGGCUCGUGCUUUGCUGGACCCAGCGUCGCAGAUCAACCUGAUGACUGUGGAGCUGUCGCAGAAACUGAAGCUUCGUCGUGUAAAAACCCACCAGGAAAUCGGCGGCGUUGGAAAUGCUACUGUCGUUUCAUCAUACGCUGUUGACGCAAGAAUCGAGUCACAUUGUUCCAGUUUCGUCGCAGAUUUCUCGUUUCAUGUACUGCCUGGAAUUACUCGGGAGCUACCGGCCAAGGCGUUGAAUACGCAAGAAUGGAACAUUCCCGCAAACAUCGUUCUGGCAGAUCCUACCUUCCAUCAACCUGGUCCCAUUGACAUGAUACUAGGGAUGGAAGUCUACUACGAGCUCGUCGAAGAAGGUCUGGUUCGUCUUGGACCCGAUCUACCCGUGCUGCAGAAAACGGUUCUCGGAUGGGUCGUAUCUGGCAAAGUUGGUUCAUCACCGUCCCCGAGAGUCAGCUAUGCCCACGUUUGCAGUAUCAGUUCCCUCGAAGACCAGUUGGCGCGCUUCUGCGAGCUUGAAUCGUGUCAAUCCAGCAGCAAUCUUUCCGUCGAAGAGACGCUUUGUGAAGCACACUUCUCUGCCACCACCGUUCGCGGCGAAACCGGACGUUUUGUAGUUCAACUUCCGAAAAGAUCAGCAGUCCUCUCAACCCUCGGCGAUUCUAAGGAAAUUGCCACCCGUCGUUUCCUCGCUUUGGAGCGACGCUUGAACGCCAAUCCGCAGCUGAAGCAGGCGUAUUCGCACUUCAUCGAGGAGUACCAUCGACUGGGUCAUAUGGAGGACGUAACCGAUUCGGAAGACCUGGAGACCAACACUCUUUCGUAUUAUCUGCCCCACCAUUGCGUCGUAAGACCUGAUAGUCUGACUACCAAGCUUCGGGUAGUAUUUGAUGCUUCGUGCGCCACUAGCACAGGAGUGUCCCUCAACGACGGACUGAUGGUGGGCCCAGUCGUCCAAGAUGACCUGGUGUCCAUCACCUUGCGGUUCCGGAUGUCCCGGUACGCGAUAGUGUCGGACAUAGAAAAAAUGUACCGGCAAAUUUUGGUCUUUUCGUCUGAUCGUUGCCUGCAGAAGAUCCUCUGGCGUAAUUCUCCGUCGGAACCGAUGCGCACCUACCAACUGUCAACCGUUACGUACGGAACUUCUUGUGCGCCUUAUCUCGCCACCAGAUGUCUGCAAGAACUCGCCAGAAUCGGAGAAACUACCCACCCACAAGCUGCUAAGGCAGUUUCCAAGGACUUCUAUAUGGAUGACCUUCUAACCGGCGUAACCGAAGUAGCUGAAGGACAGCAGCUCUGCAGUCAGCUGCUGGAUCUUCUUCAAUCAGCCGGACUCUGCCUUCGGAAGUGGUCAUCAAAUUGCCCUACACUUCUCGAACACCUUCCGUCCGAGCUACGCGACGAAAGAACAGUACUCGAUCUGGAAGCCUCCGCUCCGAUCAAAACGCUUGGAUUGAAAUGGCAGACAAGCACCGACGAAUUCCUCUUCGACGUUCCCGAUUGGAACUCGUCUCCGAUCAUCACCAAACGGAUCGCCCUCUCGGACGCAGCAAAGCUGUUCGAUCCGCUAGGACUCGUCGGGCCGGUAAUAGUCCAAGCCAAAAUCUAUCUGCAGGAUGUCUGGAGAAGUCAGAAGGGAUGGGACGAACCCCUGGACGACGAGUUGCAACAGCGAUGGCACGAAUUCCGGGAAAACCUUCUUGCUUUUCGGAAUCUCUCUGUUCCUCGAUGGGUCGCGCCUGUCGUCAACCCAGCAUCGACUCAAAUUCACGGAUUCUGCGAUGCCUCGUUGAAGGCCUACGGGGCCUGUCUCUACAUACGCGUUACAGCCGACGACGGGACGAUCAGCGUGAACCUCCUUACCGCAAAAUCGAAAGUGGCUCCUCUGGCGGAUUCUCGGAAGCAGAAACGAGUCUGCUUACCUCGUCUGGAACUCUCGGCGGCGUUGCUGCUCGCCCAUCUGUUUCAAAAGGUACAAACCGCCAUCAAUCUCGAAGCUCAAACGUUCUUUUGGUCAGAUUCCACCAUCGUCCUCCAUUGGCUAUCCGCUACUCCAUCUCGGUGGAAAACCUUCGUGGCCAACCGGGUUUCGGAGGUCCAACACGCAACCGUUGGUGGACUGUGGGCUCAUGUUCCUGGCUGUGAAAAUCCAGCGGACAUCAUUUCUCGGGGAAUGGACCCCGAACAACUGAAGACCACUAACUCGUGGUGGCACGGUCCGGACUGGUUGUCAAAAUCAUCACGCUUCUGGCCUGCUUUUGUCCACACAUCCAAUGAAGACUUCCCCCCGGAGAACCUCGAAGAACGACAAGUUGCUCUCGCAGUCCAUACCAUUCCACCGAAUCCAAUCUUUUCUCUGCGGUCAUCGUACGUUGCGCUACUUCGAGUAGUUGCAUGGAUUCGAAGAUUCCAAUUCAAUUCGAAUCCCACAAACCGCGGACAACGUCGCUCUGGAUGUUUGACCACUGUUGAAAUGCACGAAGCCCUCCGAUGCCUUGUCGGAAUCGCACAGCGAGAAGCAUUCCGAGAAGAAUUCGCUUCUUUAGCCACAUCCGGACAGGUCAAGCCAUCAUCGAAACUCAAGUCCCUCAGACCAUUUGUUGAUCAGGGUGUCUUGCGAGUCGGUGGCCGGCUCCGUAACGCUGCUGUCCCUGAGAACCGGAAACAUCCAUUCGUUUUGCCAUCCAAACACCCAUUCACCGAACUGGUCGCUCGGUAUUACCACCAGAAGCUGUUGCAUGCAGGACCCCAGCUGCUCAUCUCAAGUCUCCGGGAGAAGUUCUGGCCGUUACGCGCCCGAAACCUGGCGAGACGAAUCGUACAUUCGUGCAUAAACUGUUUCCGUUGCCGCCCUCGUGCUACGGAACAAGUCAUGGGCGACCUUCCCGCCGAACGUGUCUCUCCAACGCUGCCGUUCUUGUGCACCGGCGUAGAUCUUUGUGGUCCUGUGUACUACCGACUUCCCGACCGCAAAUCCAAACCAGUGAAGGCAUACGUAGCACUUUUUGUGUGCCUUUCGAUAAAAGCAGUGCACAUAGAACUGGUUGGAGACCUUUCCACGAACUCGUUCCUUGCUGCCCUCCGCCGCUUUGUGGCCCGGCGAGGAAAACCCAAGCUCAUCGAGUGUGACAAUGCACAAAACUUUCGGGGUGCGGUCCGGGAAUUGUCCGAAUUGUCGAAACAGUUCCGAAGUCAACAGAUGCAAAACACCGUUACUCGCUCCUGUGCCGAAGACGGCAUAGAAUUCAAAUUCAUUCCCCCUCGCUCUCCGAAUUUCGGGGGUCUGUGGGAGGCGGGGAUCAAAUCAAUGAAGACCCACCUCAAAGCCACCCUCGGAAACACCAUACUAACGGCCGAACAACUCACCACGCUUCUGGCCCAGAUCGAGAGUUGUAUGAAUUCUCGACCUCUCACACAACUGUCAGCGGAACCAGAUGACCUCGAUGUCCUUACACCUGGGCAUUUUUUGAUUCACCGUCCGCUAACAGCCAUUGCGGAACCUUCGUUGGAAGAUGUACCUCCAAACCGACUCGACAAGUGGCAGGAAGUUCAAGAGUUCCUUCGCCGGCUCUGGAAGCGCUGGACCUCGGAAUAUCUGUCCGGGUUACAGCCAAGAACCAAAUGGACCCGCGAGAAGGACAACAUCGUCAUCGGAACCCUGGUUCUGGUGAAAGACGACGGACUGCCACCCCUCAAAUGGCGCUACGGCAGGGUGACCCACAUCUUCAGGGGAGAUGACGGAAACAUCCGCGUCGUCGUAGUGAAGACCAAGGACGGAGAGUACCGGCACGCAAUUUCAAAAAUCUGCGUGCUGCCGAUUGACCAGCCAUCACCGCUCGUAGACCGCGAGCCCAAUGAUGACCAUUGA